CGAAUGUUUACACUGGGUUUACACUAUUUUAAGGAAAAUAGUAUUAUAAAUUUUGAUUUGAACAAUCCAAUACCAUUUCACACCUUAAUAUGUCUGCCGAAGAACGUAACGGCGAUAAUUCUAUCAUUAACUUCCUCAAAACAAAUGUACCCAAAUCGGACCAAGCCAACAUCGAAGCAGAGUUGAAAAAGGACUUUCUUUUAGCUAAAAAGAAGAGUAAACAAAAAAAAAAGCCGCAAAAGAAAGUUAAAACUAAGAAAAUUCGUACUUUAACGAGACGUGAGAAAAAAUGUUUGGGUUUCUAUGAUAUACCAAGACGCAGUGUUAAAUACGAAGAUGUACUUCCUAUGCACAAUAUGUGGAGUGAAUAUGUGAGUCAAAUGCUGGAACUGGACAAGCCGUUGCCGGACUGUACAAGUAAAAGUUGGGAGCAGUUCACACAAACCCUGUACCGGUCAGAUUUCCAUGGCAGCUUACUUCACGUGGUCCGUUCCAAAUGCCCUAGCUACGUCGGCAAAAGCGGCAUAUGUAUUAUGGACACGAGGAACACGUUUAAAAUAGUGUCGAAAGACAAUGUGGUGACUACGGUGCCUAAAUUUUGUUCAGUGUUUGAAAUGCACAUAAGGAAUGUGGCAGUGACAUUGUUUGGAAAGCAUUUGUGUGUGCGGCCAGCAGAGAGGUCAUCUAAGAAAGUGAAGACUCAGUUACAUCCUGAUUUAGUAUAAGAUAUGAAUAUUGUGACUCAGUGUUAUAAAUACUAGGUUUUUAAGAAAUAAACAAGAAUCCCAAUGAUGUUUCAAACACAUUAUAAAAACUAACGCAUGGGUUGACAAACCAUAGCUCAUGAGCCGCAUGCAGUUCUUCCUUGCUUACAGCAUGAUUGCCUAAAACCAUGCAAAAAUUAACACUUGUGUCAAAAACAUAUGCGGCACCUUGAGAUUUCUAUUUUCUAUUGCAAGAAAUGCAGAGCCAUUCAGUUGUUAUAGGAUAGGCUGUUAUUUUUUUACAUAAAAAUAAGAUAGUUUAACAAGCUUGCUCCUGAAUUAGCUCAACUGCGCAUUUAACCAGUACUUGUAUGGAGUGAAAUCAACCCAUACCAGGCGUGGC
Molecule: messenger RNA, 1107 nt
Organism: Cydia fagiglandana
Lineage: Eukaryota; Metazoa; Arthropoda; Insecta; Lepidoptera; Tortricidae
Gene: Pop4
Product: ribonuclease P protein subunit p29
Exons: 1
Coding region: 90-725 (211 amino acids)
Biological process (GO): rRNA processing; tRNA 5'-leader removal
Cellular component (GO): ribonuclease MRP complex; ribonuclease P complex
Molecular function (GO): ribonuclease P RNA binding
Source: RefSeq, a predicted model, not a curated record